UAUAUCGACCCAGCUUCUCCUUGACGAAGGACCAAGCCUGAUGUAAAUCAAGCCUACCUUGCCUUUGUCACCGAAGUUAUAUAUGGUUGAUUUUUCAAACACGUGACAGGCGCCGCGUCGCGAUCGUCUUUGUUUAUCGGUCUGCAAAUCUGGUGCAAAUAAGGUUUAAACCUGGAGUAUAAAUACCUCGUGUUUGUCGCCGCACUGAUAUUCCUCAGUCAGUUCCGCCAUUCAUCAUUUCACGCCCGCCAAUUUCUUUACGAUCCUACAUUCAUUCGCCAUGAUGAUCUCUACUACUACCUUGACCCGUACCGCCCGUGUUGCUCUCCAAGGCUAUCUUACAGCCGCUUUCUUCAAAGAAAUUGUCAUCGACCGCACUAUUCAGGUCAUAUCCAGAUCAGAGAAGGUUUCCAUUAGCCUCGUCACAUCCACUGUCUGCUCCUCGACAACUGUCCUUCUUCUAGCCACCGCUAAAGCUGCUCGACAAUUCCUCAGCGACGAUUUCCAAUGCGUCCCCGCUCACAAGGACGUGGACAAUACCGCCGAGCCCAACGCACCUUUUUCUGGCGACAAGAUUGCGGAUGCUAUCGCAACAACCAAGGCUUUUGGAACACCAGUUCAGCCAUCCUCGUCGCACGCAGUGACUGAAUCAAUUGAACCCGCCUUUGACGGUCCCACCGAAGGCUUAUUUAUAAUUGAUUCUGACACGACGCUCAUAGCCAGUGGUGAGUACUUCGACGAGGACGUCUUCUUCGGCGACUGCGUCUCGGACACCACAGACCUUGAUUCACUUGCUGACGAAAGCACUUUCUACGAGGAAGACUGUCAGGUUACAGCACAGUGCCUUACGGACGAUGAGCCUGAAAACACCUUGCACGUCAAAUACGACACUCACACUAUCGACAAUCUAACAAGAGCAAUGUCAGCUCUUUCUCUCGACGAUGUACCGUCUCACAUUUCAACAUACUCUCUCGACAAUGUAUCUUCUCACAUUUCAACUAUUUCUCUCGCCGAUGUACCUUCUGAAUACGACUCUCACACUAUCGACGACAAUCUAACAAGAGCAAUGUCAGCUCUUUCUCUCGACGAUGUACCAUCUCAUAUUUCAACUAUCUCUCUCGCCGAUGUACCUUCUCAUCUAUUUCCUCUCAGCAAUGUACCCUCUCAUUUCAAUUCGACACACUCUCUCGACAAUGUAUCCUUCGACGAUCCCCCCUCUCGCCUCUCAACUCUUCCUCUGGACCAUGUAUCCUCUCAUUUAUUAAUUCUUCGUCCACACGUCGACAAUGGUUCCCCUCAUUCAUCGAAAUGUCAACCUCAACGCACCGUAGUACACGACCAUGCCAUCGACGACCUAGUUCGAAAAAUGGUAGCUCUUUCUCUCGACAAUGUUCCCUCUCAAUUAUCCAAAUUUCAGCCACAUCUGCACGACCACGCUAUCAAUGCUCUACUGCAACAAUCAAAAGCUCUUACUCUCGACAACUACGCAAUCGACACUCUACUUCAAAAAUCAGAGGCUCUUAUCACUGCAUACGAAAACCCCACUAUCGACGCACUUGCUCUCGACGGCAACCACGCUAUCAACGCUCUUCUUCAAAAAUCAGAGGCUCUUGUCGCUUCCAACGAAAACUCCACUAUCGACGCACUUGCUCUCGACGGCGACCACGCUCUCGACGCUCUACUGCACAAAUUAGAAGCGCUUACUCUCGACAACGACUACGCUAUUCAAGUUGAUGCUCUGCUGGACAGAUCAGACGCUCAUACUCUCAACGACAAUGUCUCUCAGCCAUCGAAACACAUGUUACAAGAUAACACAGACGACAGUUCCAGUCACCAGCACUUGCACCGCAACACCACCAACACUCUACUCCGAAAUAUCGAAGCUAUCAAUCCUCGGAAUUUCAACUACGACACACCCUACACGACGAUGCUAUCGACACCGUACUUCGAAACAUGGAGCCUCCUAUUCUUGACGAUAACCCCUAGCAGUCACCAAAACGUCAGCCACAACACACCCUACUAGCACGACCACAGUAUCGGCGUCCUAUCGGCUGCUGAACUCCGCAUGACGUCUACGAACAAAAAUAGAUGACGCAUCUUUUCCAACACGUCUGGUGUCAGGUCCCCUAC
Molecule: messenger RNA, 2130 nt
Organism: Suillus plorans
Lineage: Eukaryota; Fungi; Basidiomycota; Agaricomycetes; Boletales; Suillaceae
Exons: 5
Coding region: 281-2023 (580 amino acids)
Source: RefSeq, a predicted model, not a curated record